GCUUGCCAAUACAUGCUAGUGUAAGAUUAAACGAUAUGAGCUAGCUAAUGAUAGCUUGCUAGCUUGUCAGUUAUCGUAACGUUAGCUCAGAUUGCUACUUUUAAAAAGUGAUCUUUUAGCAACUAAGCUGAUUACCCGCCCUGCUAGUCAAUGUCAAUUAGCUAGUUAGCUCGUUUUGCCGCAAGUUGUAUCAUGCAUUUUAGUUAGUAUCGCUACCACGGUAGUGUUGGGAGUUCUGUCUUCAACGAUGUUGUGUGGUUGGAAUGGCAUAAAAUCAAAUUCGAUAGGCAUAACGUUAAGUUAUCUAGUUAGUCAUGGUAAGAACCACCUCUUAGAUAUCGGAUCUCAUAGCAACAUGACCUAAGUUAUGUCCUUUCUGUUUAGAGGAAACCACUCACUGUAACAAACUGUGAAUACCAUAACACGUGCAAUUUACUGUUAAGUUGAGUAAUGUUUUUUUAAAGAAAAUCACAAAAGAAGACACUUGGAGAACAGACGAACUAAAGAAACACAUGCGGGUAAUGUGAUGAGCUAUGCACUGGGCUUGAUUUGUGAAAUAUUACCUGUGUGUUUUGUGAUGUUAUCGAUAAAACCCCACUUAUUGUUAAUACCAGGGAUAUGAGGAAGAUAUCAAGAGAGGAGAGAAAAUGCGACGCAGUGAGGAUGAAAGGAGACACAGGAGUGGAGCAUCUGUGGACCGUCGACAAAGAGACCAUGAACGAGAAGAGACAAGAGACAAAGAGAAACUUAAAGAGAGAGAACAAAAAGAGCGUACAAAACAUAGAGAACUGGAGAGGUACAGAGAUAUGGACAGAAGAAGAGAGGACCCCAGAGAGAAAGCGAAUGGGAGAAAUGAACGAGAAAGAGAACAACGAAAGGAUCGAGAGAAGGACAAAGGGGUAGACAUUAAUAGUAGAGAUAAGAGACAUGAUAGAGUAGAGAAGGAGACUAGAGAUAAAGAAAAGGAGCGAGAGAAAUAUAAGGAAGUAAUGUCAGAGAGGGAAAAAGAGAGGGAGAGGGACAAAAGAAGAGCAGAGAGAGAAAGGGAACGAAGGAGUGAAAGAGACAUGGCAGGAGAUGUUACUAGAGCGAGAUUACAGGAUGGAGAGAUAGAAACAGAGCGCGAUAGGAGAGAGAGAAACAGAUCCAGGGACCACAUGAAAGAGAGUGUGCACAGAGAGGGGAAGGAAAGAAACAGAGAAAGAGAAAGAAGAGAACGGCAUGGUGACCAUGAGCUCUCUGGAUACAAAGAAGGCCGAGAACAGAGAGAACACAGAAUGGAGAAAGAGGUGGGAGAAAAAAGACGAAAAGAGAGAGAGCACCGUGGUGCCAGUGAGAUGCGAAAUUCAGAACGGGAGCGACGCCACCGUGACCACGGGGGUUCCGAGGGACGUAUUCAUGGUGAGAGGGACCGAGACCGGGAGAGAGCGAGGGAGGAACCAGAGAAGAGACACAGGGAAGAGUCAGAACAGAUGAAGAGGGGAACAACAUCUAGUCAUAAGGACAAAGACAACAGAAAAGAUAGAAAGGAUCAAAUGGUGGUGAAAUCCCAGUCAACCUGGAGAUCUAGUCAGGGGGACUUUAAUGACCCAGAUAUUCCUGUUGAAAAUGAAGAUACAGAAAAGCCACCGAGUGGGGACUAUGAGGAGGUGGAUUAUGAGGAAGAUUUUGAGAAAAUGGAUUAUGAAGAGGAUUUUGAGGAUGCUGAUGAAGAUGAACAUGCUUCAGGAGAGGAAAAGCAAGACGAUAAAGAAGACGACCUAAGCCCACAGAGGAGAGAGGAGAUCAGAGCCAUCCAGAGGGCCAUGGAUGAGGAAAAUGAACGAGCGGGAUCCUCCCAGUCACGACCCAGGACUGAGGAGAGCUUGACACCCAGGACCGACACUGAAACUCAGCCACCCCGAGGUCGUCAGCACAGAGGAGUCAUAGACUUUGUUUCAGCAAAGCGUCGGGAAGUCAGCAAGAAGGUGUCUAGCAGACAGAAGAAGCGCAGUGCUGAACUGCUUCGGAUGAUUGAUCUGGACUUCUCCAUCACCUUCUCCGUCCUCGACCUGCCCCCUGUCAAUGAGUACGACAUGUACAUCAAAAGCUUUGGGACCACAAACACCAAACAGGCCUAUGUCCAAUGUAAUGAAGAGAACACAGACAGAGAGGUACAGACGGAGGAGACAGACACGAGUGACAAGUGGACACAGCAUCCAGCUGAAACCAGCAUAUCGUGUGGAGGACCUGACCAGUCCCAGGACGCCGUGGUUGACGUCACCCUCAGGACGAAUUUCGACUCCCGGCGCCUGGUGUCUUUUUUGCGCUCUGCGACACAGGUGAUGUCGGUGCUUCUGGAGGAGGACCGGGCAGAAAGACACGCUCUGACCAGGUUCAAGUCCCAGUCGGACUCCCUGUCCUUCAGCGACGGCUGCCUGCAGCUUAACACCAGGUUGCCCUUCCUGCACGGUCGGCAGGUCAGCCACCUCCACUUCUCCGAUGCACAGCGGCAGACCCUCCUCUCUGUCCAUGCCCCAUCCACCAAACCCAGCGCCGUGCGCCUGGACUCCCAGAGCAUCAUCUGCGUGUGGAACAUCUGGGAGCCGUCCAGGCCUCAAAAGACCCUGGUCUACGAGUCAGAGGUUUGCUGCUGUUGUUUCAGUCCAGGGAAGGCCACACUGGUGUUUGCUGGUACCUCUGUGGGCUCCGUGGUGCUAUGGGACCUGAGGGAGCCCUCCAGCAGCCACUACAGCCUGAAGAUAGGAGAGAGUGACUGGAUUCUGCGCUACCCCACCUUUUCCACUGAUGCUGUGCUCUCAGUGUCUGGCCACCUGUCUACUGUGCGGGCCGUGGAGCCUGUCACCGUUCCUGUGUCUGAGGGACUCAGACCAGAGCUCCCCCUGCUGGUAAACCAGGAAGAAUCGUUGGGAUUGUCCUUUCUGUUAGCCUCACUUGAUGAGAAAGGGGUGCUUAAUCUCUGGGUUGUUGUAGAGCUUCCCAAAUCCAGUGACGCUGGAUCACAGACCGAUCUGGGGUUGCGGCCUGGUGGGAAGGUGAAACUGCUCCACAGCUCCACUCUGCAGACAUGUGACUCAAGGUCUUCCCCUCAUGAUGUCACUCACCCAGGACCACUGCAGGCCCUGUUAUUGAAGUUCCUCCCCUCUGACUCCAGCCACUACUUCAUAGGCACAAACAUGGGUGUAGUAAACCAUGGGACCAGGCAUGGCCUCAAGGCCCCUCCUAAGUUCUACAGUCCUCAGGUGGCUGGCUUUAGGCCUGUGCAGAUCAGCUCUCUGGAGUUCUGCUCCAAUGGACAGCCCCACUUCUUGGUGGGCUGUGGUGAUGGCAGUGUACGGCUACACUCAAUACAGAGUGAGCAGCCUCUGUUGGAGUGGUCUGGCAGCACCGGUGGGGAAGCGGUCGUCUCGGUCCAGUGGGCUCUGACCCGGCCUGCUGUUUUCUGUGUUCUGGACGCAGCGUCCUGUCUGCACCUCUGGAACCUCGUGGAAGACCAACAGCGCCCUGUCCUCACAGAGAGAAUUGAUGUGGACAGUGUGACCACCAUGGCUGUGUUUGGAGACCCUGCCACACAGAACAUGUACUCUGGCAUAGCGCUGGCAAAGCAUUCUGGGAGGAUUGAGAUUCAUUAUUUCAGGAAGCGGUUCACUGUGCCUACCCUUGCAGACAGCGAGAAGCUGGACAGCCUAAUGCGUGACGCUUUGUAAACCGAGUGCCUGAGCUCACCAGUCUGGCCUACAGAGUGACUAUACACAUGAUCUUGAUUCUCAAUAGUUUGGCACAAGGAGGUCAGAGAACGCACUAGUUCUCCACUUAUUUUUGUAAACAAUUGACAGAGCUGUGUAGAACCAUAUCAUGGCUUAUAUUUAGUACAGAAUUGUAUUUAUUGCUUUAGAUGUCACAUUUGUGAUAACACUCUUGAAGUGCCGCAGUGGCACAUACUUCUGCACUUGCCAUACGAAUUUAUUGGAAAUCAUCCAGUCAACAGUAAGUAAUUAGCAUUUGCUAAUAGAGAUUUUUAUGACCCAGUGACAGCGUAGUUCAUUGGAAAUAUACAACAAAAAAAUCCAAAGAGUUUGAGAAUGGAACUUCGAUUCACCUCAGGGAAGAAAUGAUCUUGUUCCAUUACUUUAAAGCUGAAUUUCUUUUAUUGGUUUUAAAAAUAAUUUUGUAAAUAGUAUUGUAGACUAUAUGUGCUGAUUGUAUUGGGUCCAAAACAUUAAAAAAAUGUCUUUGUAAUAAAGACUGGGUAUGUGAAUUAUUAUCUCUCCUGUUAAAUAUUAUUUCACUUUUUAUUUACCUUAUACCUUAUUUUUCAACUGCUCUUGUUGGAUAUUUAAAACAUGCCUUUCUAAUUAAGUUGCAUGCUAAAAAAGAGCAAGUAAACCUUCACCAGAGAGAACCUUCAAUGCUCACCGAAUGCCUUUUCUGAGCGACUAGUAUCCUAGCAACGAAUUGUAGUCGCCGGUGGAUUUAUAAAAUUAAGCAAUAUAGUACGAGUGCGAGUGGGGUAGG
This is a messenger RNA of Clupea harengus (Atlantic herring), 4515 nucleotides long. It is a transcript of the gene dync2i1, whose product is annotated as dynein 2 intermediate chain 1. Gene Ontology annotation, molecular function: phosphoric diester hydrolase activity; dynein light chain binding; dynein heavy chain binding. Lineage: Eukaryota; Metazoa; Chordata; Actinopteri; Clupeiformes; Clupeidae. Bases 648 to 3707 code for a protein of 1019 amino acids. The transcript is spliced from 22 exons. Gene Ontology annotation, cellular component: cytoplasmic dynein complex. The record is from RefSeq and is a predicted model, not a curated record. Gene Ontology annotation, biological process: intraciliary transport.